CCAAACGUUCCUUUAAAUAAUACAAGUCUUUUCAGAAAAACUUUAAAAACUUUACACAAAAUGAAGUUCAUAACAAUUGCUUCCAUAUUAGCAAUAUGUGGUUUAACUUUGGCCACCACAACCUAUCACCAACCACAGGAUAACGCACAAGCCACAAGUUAUGCUUUUAUCACAACACAACAUGGGGAUAUGGGCAAACAACAUGGUAAAGAAUACCAUGGUUAUGAAGAUUUGGCAAAAAAUGAAUGGUCCACUCACGCUAUAAAACAUAAUCAUUAUGAUCAAAGUGGGAAAUAUAAACAUUAUAGUGAUAUCGAAGCCAAAUAUGAGUUUGAAUAUGGUGUCAAGGAUUUGACGACAGGAGAUAUUAAAAAUCAAUGGGAACGCCGGGAAGGUGAUCAGGUUAAAGGUGGCUAUUCCUUAAAAGAAGCUGAUGGCACUAUACGUAUUGUUGAGUAUACAGCUGAUGCUGUUAAUGGUUUUCGGGCAGUUGUUGGAAAAAUUGGACAAGCUGAACAUCCUAAAGGCGAAACUAAACCUUUAAAUGUUGUUUUAAAAGCAGACUAUCAACAUGUUGACUAUGAUAAUUUAAAUCAAAAUGUUAAUCAUGUUGAUAAUAUCCCACGUCAUUAUUAUAUUUAUAAAAAAGCUCAAGAUCAUGAUAAUGAACAUACUUAUGAUUAUAGUCGUUUACAUAGCUAUGAUCAUGCAAAUCAUAACACUUAUAAUUAUGCUUAUGAUCACACUAAAGAUCACAGUUAUAAUCCUAAACAUCAAUAUAGUUAUAAACUUAAUCGAGAUCAUAGUAUUGAUUCUACUAGUGACUACGAUCAUUCUUAUACUAAUGAUCAUAAACCAGCAGCUAUUUAUGCCAUUUUGAAACAACAUUAAACAUUAAAGUUUAAUAAUUACGAUUAUUGAUGUGAUUAAUUGGUUUUAUAGAAUCUCCAAAUAAUGAAUGCUCUUCACAAACAUAUUUAAUAA
Lucilia cuprina (Australian sheep blowfly) is the source of this 984-nucleotide messenger RNA. RefSeq lists its product as uncharacterized. The transcript has 2 exons. The coding region runs from base 61 to 891 and encodes 276 amino acids. Gene Ontology annotation, cellular component: extracellular matrix. The record is from RefSeq and is a predicted model, not a curated record. Lineage: Eukaryota; Metazoa; Arthropoda; Insecta; Diptera; Calliphoridae.